This is a messenger RNA of Helobdella robusta, 711 nucleotides long. RefSeq lists its product as hypothetical. The record is from RefSeq and is a predicted model, not a curated record. The transcript has 2 exons. Lineage: Eukaryota; Metazoa; Annelida; Clitellata; Rhynchobdellida; Glossiphoniidae. Bases 1 to 711 code for a protein of 236 amino acids.
AUGUUUAGCGUUCUUUUCCUAUUUUUGAAUUUCUGGAGUUGCGUUGGUGCUCAAGCGAGCAUUAAUGUCUGGGAAGGCGUACCCUUUUGGAAAGAUGCUGUUAAAUCAUUGGCCCUGUGCUAUUGCAUUUUAAUAUCGUUUACCUUGAUUCUACAUUUACUUCAUUUCUGCUACAAGAGAAGAAAAAACAAGGCACGAAAUGUAUCACAAUUAGUUCGGCCGUCGAAACAAGCCGCAUCACAAAAACAAACAAAAGCUACGACACCUGAAGUUCCUGCUCUACCACCAAGUGUCCCAUUGAGUCCGGAUGUUUUACCUACAAACUAUCCUCACCCAGGUGUUGCUCAAGUUCCUACGAGGCCACCUGCUUCGCCUCUUGGAGUGGUCAGACCUGCAGAAACAUUAACAGGAAUGAGACUUGGACCUCCGAGAAUGCCAACUGGACCCCCAGGUAUGAUGAGACCUCCACCUCGACCACCAAGAAUGCCACCUGGUGCUCAGAAUAUGUCGAGACCUGUAUCAGGAAUGCCUCCAGGAAUGCCACAGAGAAUGCCGCCAAGACUACCUCCAGGGGCACAAGGAUUGCCAAGACUACCUCCAGGGGCACAAGGAUUGCCACCAAGGUUGCCACCAAGACCGCCAGGAACACUGCCUCCUCGACCUCAAAGCCCCAUGCAACCUCUCAGGCCAAGACCACCGCCUCCUAAUUGA